UUUGUUUCUGUCUUCCAGGGUAUUAGCUAUCCCACCCAAUUUUGUGUCAUCUGCAAAUUUGAUCAGCGUUCCCUGCACCUCCUUGUCCAAAUCAUGAAUAAAAAUGUUGAAGAGCAUUGGGCCCAGGACUGGGCUCCAUCCUCCUCCUUCAGGAACUGCCUGGGAAAGGGACUCUGGCAGAGGCAUUAUGCUGCCCAUCCUGUUGCUGUCUUUAGCCUUCAUCCACAACACUGUCUAUGGGAGCGUUUCCUGCUAUGAUGACUCUGGGCAGCCUGUGGACUGGUUUAUUGUCUACAAGCUGCCCAGACCCCAUGACAGCCCCCCAGCAGGGGGCAUGCAGUACAUGUAUCAAGAUGGCCGUACACAGGGCUGGGUGCAAGGUAGGAGUCUGAUGAACAGUACUGAGGGAGCCGUGGGCCGGACCCUGCAGCAGCUGUACAACGAGGCGAGGUGGAGGCAGGAGGAGGAAAUGGCCUAUGUCCUGUACAAUGAUGAGCCUCCAAAUAAGCUUUCCUUCAACGUCAAGGGCCAUACGAAAGGAGUCAUCCUUCUGGAUCGAACCCAGGGAUUCUGGCUCCUUCACAGCACUCCUGGUUUCCCCCCCAGUCUAGCUGAGAAGGAAUAUUCCUGGCCCCACAGUGCGCUGUCCUUUGGGCAGACCUUCCUGUGUGUCACCUAUCCUUACAGCCAGUUCAAAGAGAUUGGGAAUCAGUUGCUCUUCACUGAGCCCCACGUCUAUGAUUAUCGUGUGGAAGGUACUUUUGCCCAAGACCUGCCUGCCCUGUUGAACGCUUCAGAGGGGCAGCACAUCCAGGAGGAACCAUGGAACUCCAGCGUAGCCCUGACAUCACUGGGGGGCAAGGAAUUUGUCAGCUUUGCAAAGUUUCGUUCCUUCGGUGACGAUCUGUACUCCGGUUGGUUGGCCCAGGCGCUCUCCAGUGAUCUCUUUGUUGAGUUCUGGCUCAGAUCCCGAGGGAUCCUCCCUUCCAACUGUUCUGAGCACUUCAGAGUCUACAAUGUGCAACAGGUGGCCUUCCGGGAUUCAGCCCCCACCUUCCUUUCCACAAAGGACCAUUCCAAGUGGUGUGUGGGGACAGAGAGUGAUCCCGGCUGGACGUGUGUUGGGGACAUGAACCGCAACCGCGCAGAGGAAUGGCGUGGGGGUGGUACCAUCUGCUGUCGUGACCCAGCUGUCUGGAAGGCCUUCCACUCCCUAGUACAGAAUUAUACGGACUGCGAUGAUGCACAGGAACCCCACAGUACAUGGGCUGUGAUCGCCUGAAGAAUCUCAGUCAUAUUAGGGGAGUGUGGUUCACCAAGCCGGGAAAGAGGACUUCAGAUGACCCUAAAGGGUCAUGGGGGGCUUUGCCCAGAUAUUCCCCACUAUCAAAUUUACUCCUCCCAGUUUCAGUCACAGUAUAUUAAUCAUAUAGCAAUGAUUAAAUCCUUGGUCCUUUUGAUAAUUGGCUCUGCAAUUUCUUUGCUCCCUUAGACUGUUUUUUCUGGGAAGAAGCCCUUGGUUUCCAGGCUUGGGACUUGGCUAGACGUUGCUUUGUGCUUCUCGCUUUCUCAGCGUCCCCUCUUGCUACACAAGAGUUGUGCGCACGACGUGGAGAAAACGCUUCAAGGGCUCCCAUUUUCUGCAAUAAAAGUGUACGUUUUGUAUGUGUUCACUCA
Messenger RNA from Elgaria multicarinata webbii, 1677 nucleotides. It is a transcript of the gene DNASE2, whose product is annotated as deoxyribonuclease 2, lysosomal. The transcript is spliced from 7 exons. The coding region runs from base 104 to 1282 and encodes 392 amino acids. The record is from RefSeq and is a predicted model, not a curated record. Gene Ontology annotation, molecular function: deoxyribonuclease II activity. Lineage: Eukaryota; Metazoa; Chordata; Lepidosauria; Squamata; Anguidae. Gene Ontology annotation, biological process: apoptotic DNA fragmentation.